Messenger RNA from Fusarium musae, 261 nucleotides. RefSeq lists its product as uncharacterized. Lineage: Eukaryota; Fungi; Ascomycota; Sordariomycetes; Hypocreales; Nectriaceae. The coding region runs from base 1 to 261 and encodes 86 amino acids. The transcript has 2 exons. The record is from RefSeq and is a predicted model, not a curated record.
AUGGCCCCCAACAAGAACAACAACAAGAACGACCAGCCCGAAGUCCUCGGUGCUGUGUCCAAGGGAAGCAUACGCUUCAACUCUCGGGCAGCUAGCCUGCCCGAGAAACGGGGUCAAUCUCUGGUGGCUGAACAAAGCUCAUUCGCAAAGAAGUCCAAGGUUGAGAUGAUGUGGUCUUUUAUGACCAAGGCGAGCGAGGGCGAGGAGAAGAAGAUAAAUGAGGGUGAGGGUGAAACUCAAUGUGGCUCAUGGGGUCAUUAA